Messenger RNA from Microcebus murinus (gray mouse lemur), 13707 nucleotides. NCBI's taxonomy places the organism in Eukaryota, Metazoa, Chordata, Mammalia, Primates, Cheirogaleidae. The record is from RefSeq and is a predicted model, not a curated record.
UCCCCCUUUAUGGGGCACAUGUCUGCCUCUUACAACAGCGAGGCACAUGGUUCCAGUUGGGCGCCGAACCCCGCCGGGACCGGGAGGAAAUUCACAUCCGUGGGACGCUCCGCGCGGAACCAGCUCCGGCGCGAGAGGCCCGGGGACUGCAGCAGCGAGAUGAGGGGCUAGACCGCGGGGACGCGGCUCAUGCGACGGCCGGGAGCGCCUGCGAGCUGGAUCUGGUGGAGGAUGCUGCGGCAGGUGCUUCGCAGAGGGCUCCAGUCGUUCUGCCACAGGCUGGGCUUGUGCGUGAGCCGGCACCCGGUCUUUUUCCUCACCGUCCCCGCAGUCCUGACCAUCACCUUCGGCCUCAGCGCGCUCAACCGCUUCGAGCCCGAGGGCGACCUGGAGCGCCUGGUCGCUCCCAGCCACAGCCUGGCCAAGAUCGAGCGCAGCCUGGCCAGCAGCCUUUUCCCCCUGGACCAGUCCAAAAGCCAGCUCUAUUCGGACUUACACACCCCUGGGAGGUAUGGCAGGGUGAUCCUCCUCUCCCCACCCGGGGACAAUAUUUUGCUCCAGGCUGAGGGGAUCCUGCAGACCCACCGAGCCGUGCUGGAAAUGAAGGUGAACCACAAGGGCUAUAAUUAUACUUUUUCCCAUCUGUGUGUGUUGAGAAAUCAGGAUAAGAAAUGCGUGCUGGAUGAUAUUAUUUCAGUGCUAGAGGAUCUCAGGCAGGCUGCCGUCUCCAAUAAGACAACAGCCAGGGUGCAAGUGAGGUAUCCCAACACUAAAUUAAAGGAUGGGAGGAACGGUUUUAUUGGACACCAACUGGGCGGGGUAGUGGAAGUACCAAACAGCAAGGAUCAGCGGGUCAAGUCAGCCAGAGCCAUUCAAAUCACCUACUACCUCCAGACCUAUGGCUCUGCCACCCAAGACCUCAUAGGGGAGAAGUGGGAGAAUGAGUUCUGUAAGCUUAUGAGGAAGCUCCAGGAGGAGCACCAAGACCUCCAGCUCUACUCUUUAGCAUCCUUUAGCCUCUGGAGAGACUUUCACAAGACCAGCAUCAUGGCCAGAAGCAAAGUCCUGGUGAGCCUCGUGCUGAUCCUGACCACAGCCACCCUCUCCAGCUCCAUGAAGGACUGCUUGCGCAGUAAGCCCUUCCUGGGCCUCCUGGGGGUGCUCACGGUGUGCAUCUCCAUCAUCACGGCAGCAGGGAUCUUCUUCAUCACCGAUGGAAAGUACAACUCCACCCUGCUGGGAAUCCCGUUCUUCGCCAUGGGUCAUGGAACUAAAGGAGUAUUUGAGCUUCUGUCUGGAUGGCGGAGAACCAAAGAGAAUUUGCCCUUCAAAGACAGGAUAGCAGAUGCCUAUUCUGAUGUGAUGGUCACCUACACCAUGACCAGCUCCCUGUACUUUAUCACCUUUGGCAUGGGUGCCAGCCCAUUCACAAACAUAGAGGCCGUGAAGGUCUUCUGUCAAAACAUGUGUGUCUCCAUUCUGUUGAACUACUUCUACAUUUUCUCCUUCUUCGGCUCCUGUCUCGUCUUUGCUGGCCAGCUAGAGCAAAACCGCUACCACAGCAUCUUUUGCUGCAAGAUCCCUUCUGCAGAGUACCUGGAUCGCAAGCCCGUGUGGUUCCAGACAGUCAUGAGCGAUGGGCAUCAACAGACAUCGCACCACGAGACGAACCCCUACCAGCACCACUUCAUUCAGCACUUCCUCCGAGAACAUUACAAUGAGUGGAUUACCAAUAUCUACGUGAAGCCAUUUGUUGUCAUCCUGUAUCUCAUCUACGCCUCCUUCUCCUUCAUGGGGUGCUUACAGAUCAGUGACAGAGCCAACAUCAUCAACCUACUAGCCAGUGAUUCGCCAAGCGUUUCCUUCGCCAUGGUUCAGCAAAAAUAUUUCAGCAACUACAGCCCCGUGAUAGGAUUCUACGUCUAUGAGCCCCUGGAGUACUGGAACACCAGCGUCCAGGAGGACUUGCGAAAGCUCUGUGGUGGCUUCACUGCAGUGUCCUGGGUGGAGCAGUACUACCAGUUCCUGAAAGUCAGCAACAUCAGUGCCAAUAACAAGAGUGACUUCAUCAGUGUCCUACAGAGCUCAUUUUUAAAAAAGCCAGAAUUCCAGCACUUUCGAAACGAUAUCAUCUUCUCCAAGGCGGGAGAUGAAAACAACAUCAUUGCUUCUCGCUUGUACCUGGUGGCCAGGACUAGCAGAGACAAGCAGAAGGAAGUCAUAGAAGUGUUAGAAAAGUUGAGGCCCCUAUCCCUCUCGAAGAGCAUCCGAUUCAUCGUGUUCAACCCCUCCUUUGUUUUCAUGGACCAUUACAGCCUGUCUGUUACAGUGCCUGUGCUGAUUGCAGGCUUUGGUGUUCUCCUGGUGUUAAUCCUGACUUUUUUCCUAGUGAUCCACCCUCUGGGAAACUUCUGGCUAAUUCUUAGCGUCACCUCAAUUGAGCUGGGCGUUCUGGGCUUAAUGACAUUAUGGAACGUCGACAUGGAUUGCAUUUCUAUCUUGUGCCUUAUCUACACCUUGAAUUUCGCCAUUGACCACUGUGCACCACUGCUUUACACGUUUGUAUUAGCAACUGAGCACACCCGAACACAAUGUAUAAAAAGCUCCCUGCAAGAGCACGGGACAGCCAUUUUGCAAAACGUUACUUCUUUUCUUAUCGGGUUGGUCCCCCUUCUAUUUGUGCCUUCGAACCUGACCUUCACACUGUUCAAAUGCUUGCUGCUCACUGGGGGUUGCACACUUCUGCACUGUUUUGUUAUUUUACCUGUGUUCCUAACCUUUUUCCCCCCUUCCAAAAAGCACCACAAGAAAAAGAAACGGGCCAAACGAAAGGAGAGAGAGGAGAUUGAAUGCAUAGAAAUUCAAGAGAACCCUGAUCACGUCACCACAGUCUGAGGGGUGCAGACUUAACGGAUUAUUUUUCUUUUCCAGUAUCGCACAACGAUGCAGGGCGAGGAAAGCUCAGACCUCAGCUGCUUGGGCUGGCCAGGGGUAACAAGGCAAGUCAGAUCAAGAGUGCAUUAUUCAUGACACAUCGAAGUGUCUGCUUCUUUGGGGUAAGAGGGAAUAAGAAAAGGGGGGAAAGUUCUUUGCGACCUUGUUCUCUACUAAAGAUAAUUUUCUGGAUGUGAUCUUAGAGUUCUUCCAAGGAAUGGACAAAUCAAUGAAGUGUUCAGAUAGAAGGCCAGAAGAAGCAACUGCUUUUGAAAAGAAAAUGCUUAGGAGAGAUGGAGAAGAGAGAAAAGGUGUCCUCCAAGUAGGGGGAAAGACAUAGGAAAUGUCAAAAUUGCCAUGGCACUUUUCAUGUUUGUUUUUUGAACAGCUUGGUCAAAGGAAACCUAUGCACACGGGAAGUAUAUAUUUAAUCCUGUCUAAACCAAAGGACUUCCCAAUCCAUUUUAUGUGUACAUACAUAUGUAUAUAUGUGAUAUAUACAUAUACUUAGACCUGUCUUUAGUAUACAUUGACAUUUGUGUGGAGGGAGAUGUCCAUUUGCAGAUCGGCUAGCUUUUCUCUAGAAAGCCAAAUCAACCUUAGCCAAAUAUAUAGUCUCAUUGAUAGCCAUUCAAAAUCAACUCAAGAGUCUCAGCAGUAAGCAUAUUAUUCAAUUGUGGAAUAAGCAAAAUAAACUGAGAUGUGAGUCCAUUAGGUUGUACAUAUUAAGUUGUCAGUCAUUGAGACUCUUGCUUUGGAUGAUGUAGCAAAAAAAAAAAAUGCAUUUAAGUUAAUUACCACAUGGAUAAGGUUUUAAAUUUUAUGUUAGAAAUAAAUAGCUCAUAUGGCUUUCAUUGGGUUUUAAUAAUCCUCUGUAUUUGGGAGGCUGAUAUGGCUGCUUUCAGAGAGCUCACCCAACUGCAAAUGAGCACUUGACAUAUAUUGUCCAUCCAUAUCUGUGUAAGGGUGCACAAGUGUGUAUGUGUGAGUUGGUGUAUUCCAUAGUUGUACUGUUCUUAUUUUAGAUGGUGAAAAUAUACUGCCAUGGAAAAUAGGCAAUUAACACAGGAGAAAGGCAACCUAACUAGGAAACUUGUAUGGUACGAUAGAGUAAGAUGGACCAUCGCAACUCAUCGUGCGCCAUCAACUGGUUCUUAUCGUAAGGAAAAUAUUCUAAUCCUAUAAACUCUAGUGUGUUCCUUGCAUUAAUAUUUGGAACAUUAACCCAGGCCAUGACCACUACAGUAGUGGUCACUGUAACUACUGCAAUAUCAUUCUGUAGCUUCUUGCAAUAUCAUUGUUCUUGUUACCUAGAAAGUGCUCCUGAGUUGGUCCACCUCCUAAGGUGAUCCUAGCUCUCCGCAGGUGAUAUAUUAACUGUAAUUGCUGCUGAACUCUUUCUCAAAAAAAGUACUGAGGUUAAUGUUUUCGUUGAGUUAAACUUUAAAACUGUUCCCCAGCAGAUAGAAUCAGUCUGUUGUGGGUGCUUACUUGGAUUAACGUUGUGCUUCCUGCCACAGAAAAUUACUAGAAAAUGUCUUUUCCCAUGCCAAGCAGUAACAUAAUUUAUUUCCAGGUAGGACAGAACAAAUGUCCAAAGAUCUGCCAUGCUGACAAGCUCUUUUACCAGGAAGAAAGCUGUUAUUUCCCAUCAAUUUGGGUUGUAUGUUUUAAUCAAAUUAAUAAUACUCAUAUCUAAAAAAACCACAACAUUUCUGGACUCAAUUAAGCUCAGUAGAUACAAACCAUUCCAUUCUGGUUACAGUCUUUAGAAACAAAGUUGGUAGAUUAAUGAAGUGACAAAACAAGUGUACUUUUACAAAUAAAGACUUUACUAGAAUAUGAAAAGGAAGGGGAACAGACUCUAAGAUGAAAAGCAUUUAAGUAAAAUUUUAUUUAUUGAAUGGAGUUUGUUUUGUCCUGCCUUGAGGUCACUGAGUUUCUAGUCAAAAUGAUCCAUGUCUUCUCUAUGGUGUCCAUUUGGGCACAAAAAUCUAUAGAUCUGAGUAUGGGAAAUAACUGUCCAUAGCCAUAGGAUUAUUGUUUUUACAUGAUUUGUAAAGUCAUGUCACAGAUAACGCUAGCCUUUUGCCUCGUGGACCGCUGUGCUACGAUGAACCAGUAUUUGAGGUUAAUAGACCUCCAGACCAUGAUCUCAUAUCUGAAGUUGAAGUUUCUGAGAUUUUUGGUUUGGGUUUUGAUUUAGGUUUUGGUGUUUGUGGGGGGGCAUGGAAAGGAAGAUUCCUCUAUUACAGAUUACCUAUAAUUUGUGAAGAUUUUUUUUAACCUCCCUUUCAAAAGAAGGGAGGUAAUCAACUUAGAAAUUUCAGAAACUAUCACCUCAUUUCUUCCCAUGGUGUGCCAUACUCCAUUCAUUCACCUGUUUCUUCAAAAGCUUGCCUAUUUGGGUCAGUUUUUCCUGAGUUAAGGUAGACCAUUCCACAUGCAAAGAAGAUCUCAGCAGAUUGAUUUAUAAAGAAAGAAUCAAGCACACCAAUUGUCAAAUGCAUGUGGGGAUAAUGGCAUAUACUGCCAAGCUACCAUGGCAGUGCUAGUAUCAUGUCUCCAUUGAAAUAAUCUCCAUUCGGAUGAGGAAAAACAGUUCUUUUUUUUUGCUUAUAUCACCAAGGACUAAAGUGUCUAAGAUAAAUAAAUAUGAAUUUCUCAUUGUUUAAGUGGCUCCAGGGCAUUUUGGAAAGAACAUUAUGUUUUCCAGGACACCACGGUACUCUUUAGUGAACUGUAGCAAUAAUUUACUGAAAUGGAAUUCCUUGUUCUGGAAGAGUUAAUGUAGCAGCCAAAAUGCCUUAACUCAGUCCUAGAAGGUAGUUUAAGCCCAAGAAGGAUUUGAGCAUCAUCUGACCUCUCAACCUCACUGUGAAACAGAUAUUUCCAAGAAUUCCAUUUACUGAAUGCCUAGAUAAGUCCAAAAAUAUGAGAUCAUGAUUUGCAGGUAACCACCAACAAUCUCAGCCUUUUUCAGUAGCUUGUGUUCACUUCUCCCUUGUCUUUCAAGUUUACUCUCAUUGUUUUGUCUCUGUGAAGUACUGAUGGUGGUCAAAUUAGGAAUUUAUUUAUUGUCAGCAGAUGACCAAUCAACUCCUAGAAGAGAAGAAAUCUGUGGGAUAUAUAUGAGAUUUUUGGAAUAUUCUAUUUAAUUGAAACGUGUUUUUCCCUUAAAGUGAGAGAUUUUAAAGUUUGCAAAACCACCCCCUUUUCUGCAUUUAAAGUGAAGGGCGGAUAUGUUUCCCUCCAUCAGAAUUUAAAUUUGAGUUAGAAAGCGCCGUGUAAGCUCCACUCUUAAUGAUGCUAACAAAGCUUCGAAGAGAUACUCACCUAAAUCACAGGAAAAGAUUUGGCUAAAGGUUAGAUUCUUAACCUCUGUGGUUAAAGGUAACCAUACACUAACUUAGACGAUGCUUAACUCUUUUUAAUGGAAGUUGUGUUUAGAUGUCAUGCCAUGCAUUUUUGCAGUGACCAUGAACCUCUCUGAAGGUCGUGCAUGAAUAUUCCAUGAAAGAACUAUCCUUCUCUGUGGUUGUGUCAUGUGAGUGUCUCUUGUCCAUUACAUUCCCAUUUAUUUCCACAGAAUUUAGAUUUUACCUUGCGAGGUAAGAGGAAUAAUGUUGACAAGUGAAGCUUUUGUGAUGCUGUCAUAGUUAUUCUUAAAUGUUGAAGUCCAGAGUGUGAGAAUUUUGUCCAUUUUGUAAUUAUCUAUUGCACUUUCUCAUAAUAAGCUAAUCCUUCUAGGCUUGUGGUUAGAGCUAGGGAUUAACUAUUGCCAUUCAGAAUUACAUGUAUUUUUAUAAGUUGACUGUAAAUAUUAUAAUUACAGUCACAUAUUUUUAUGACCAAAUAGUUAUGAGUGCAUGGCACUAUGCAUGCAUUGUUACUAAUAGUACAUAGAUUAUUAAAGACACUAUUUUCAGGGUUAUUGCACCUUUUAUUAAAAUUCUUAUAUCACCUAUUCAUAAAUGCUUCAUGGGUUUUCAUCCCAAGGGCCAAAAGUUCAUAGAAAGUCCCAUCCCAAGAAAAGCAAUUUAAAAGUUGUCUUACUUGGCUGUCAGUAGCAGCCACCUCUUCUAGAAUGUCCUCUGGAAAAUCUCAGAAACUAAAUCUGGCUUCCAGGUAAAGGGCCUACCAUAUUCUGCAUUAGUAAGUAAAUAAACAUACUUUUAUGUCUUGUGUUUGCUAAUCUUACGGUGAACCAGAGAACACAAUGCCUUGAGACUAGAAUUUAGAUAUUGUCUUUUGGGGAUUGGAGGACUCAAUGAUUUUCUCAGCUUCCUACCAGAGAGAUCUCUGUCUGUUCAGUCUAUUUUGUUGAUGUUUGCAAGUGGUAUUGACAAUCCUUUCAAAUGUGAGCCUGAAAACUAUCAUUUAUUCCAAAAGAUCUUUGGAAGCACUUCUAUUUCCUUUUAAAAAGUUUUUGUGCUUUUUCUGUGUUCCCCAAAAAAAUUUUGUGACAAAUUUUAUAACAUUGACUCAAAAUAUAUCUAUGGCUAAAUUGGUAUGCCCUUGGAAUCUCCCCAUCUUGAAUCUAAAUAUAAAACUAAGCAUCAUCACUGUGGUGCAGGCCUUUAUACCAACCCUCCUAAGCAAUGAUCUCCAGAUAUAUUGUGUAGGGGAAAAAAUGAGCUAGAUUUCUUUUUGACUGCUUUGCCUGCAGAAUGACUGCAAUGAUAUUGACCCAAAUGAAAGCAGCAAAACCAUGGAUGAAAGCAACAAAGUCUCGUUGCAUGAGGUCCAGCAUGGGAGGGAUAGUAUAUGGGUAUAGUAGCAAUAAAUUACUUCGAUUUCUCAACUAAAGGACCAAGGUUCAUCCACUAUCACAUUUUACUUAGGAGGGCAAGAGGUGGUGUUGUGUGUUUAAAGUGUUGUGGAACUGAAUCGGGAAACAUGUGAAAUGAGAGUGGAAGGAGGUUGAGAGAUGAGCCCAUGUCUCAGAAAUCAAGAUAACCUAUCUGUCAGUAGGUGUGAUAGGACAAGUGGAACAAUACCAGUAUUUUGUGGCUUAGAAUACAGCACAGAGAAUCAUUUGGUGCCUCAAAACUAUGGAUUCUCAAACUGCUAGCAAACUUGACCAUAUGCAAAUGUAUCCCACUUGAAGAUUGUGUCCUCAUUUGUCAGAUUCAUAACCUGGUCUUUGCAGGGAAAGUCCUCCUGAAAAGCCAAGCACAAAGGAGAGCCAUAGACCCUUUUGUAAAUGAAAGUGAGAAGCUGGGGAGACUCUUUGAAAUGAGCCUUGGAGAUAAGCAUCCUUCCUUCUCAGGAUGGCUCUCAGCAUUGCCUGUGAGUCUUUGAGAUGUAAUGAACACUUUUUGACCAGUUUUCUCUGGGCUUAAUGAGGACCCCUCUGUUGCCGAUAGAGAAGUCAACUUACUUUUCUUAUGAAAUGGAAAACAAAGAGAGCAAUACGUAGGAUCAAGUAUAUAUUUAUAAUAGAGAUAGCUAGUCUACAGAACAUACCUUAUCUCUUCCACAUCUCUAAAGUGUUGUCAAAAUUAAAUGGGCUUACACCUUAAACUGAAAACCUCUUGUAAGGUAGAUAUUUUUAAUACAAUAAAGUAUUUAUAAAUAAAAUCAUUACUAAUUUUGCACACUUUUAUAAAUUAUAGAAAGCCAGUCCCUACUAGUUUUUCCAGUUGAAGUUUUCCCUAAGAAAGCUCUCUCAGGUCAUGCUAAUUAUGAAGUCACAAAAAUAAGAAGGAAAUUUCAGGAACCAUCCACUGAUUACGGACACUUCCUGCUCUAUAGCGUGUGUUUGGACUUACCUGAACUGGGAUUUUUUGAAGUCAUUUCUAACUGUGUUCUGUUGUCCCAAACGGCUAAUGGCAUGGCCUGAUAGAGAAACCUUAUGGUUUCCUUCCUCUCUUUUUCCACGGUUACUAGAGCAAUCACAUUGCCCACGUGGCUCUGUCAAACCAGAAUUUUAAUGCUUUGGAAGAUUUCAUUGAAGAAUUUCCUAGGAAUAACUAGGACUGUCUGCCAUGGGUGACAGAUGAGUGGGGUUUAUUAUAAAAUGUAUAACUUUGCAGUCCUGAAUAAAUUUAAGUUGGAUUCUUGGUAGAGGCAGUCUACCGUCUACCCCAGUAUGUUGUGGCAGGUAUUUAAGUCAUCUAAUGUAAGACGGCCAGUAGGAUCUCUCCCUAGAAACUGAAUACCUUCCAUAAUUAUAUUUGAUGGAUUCACUGUUUGUUGCUUGGGACAUUGACAGAGCUGGAGGCAAAAACAGACAGUCGUUAUUCUUGUAUCUCCUGGUGCAGUCUGCAGCAUCUGUUUUGAAGUAGAAUCCGGAAAUUCUGGCAUCUUUUCUUCUCAAACAUAAAAGUGCUAGGUACUGAUAAAGUUUAGACUUUAAACUCACCAAUGCAAAUAUCCCAAAGUUUGUCAGAGUUGAAGCAACAAUUUUAUUAUACUUUCCUGUUAAUUAUGCACAUUUUUCAGCAAUAGACUUUUUUGCUCUUCAAUAGGAAAUCUGUCACAGUUUGAAAAGGGCAGAGAUCUCUCGAGCUACCUCAUAAAGGUAUUAAAAGACAAAAUGGCAACCUCUGAAUAAAUUGCAAUAUAUUAAAGGCACAAAGCAAUAUGAUCAACUCUCCUUGAUGCUCUUUCAUUUUGUAAAAUUAGACUGGGCUAAAUGUACAAUGAACACCCCAAUAGCAGUCCCACUUGUACAUUCUGGUUAACAUAAUGUCAUUAAUAUGAAAUCUCUCAGGGCAGUUGUUUAGUUGUCUCCCUACAGACAUCCCAGAGCACAAAAACUGGCUCAGAAAGAGAAUAGCCUGAUAUUGAUUUGAGGCAGUGGUCUACCUAGUAAAAUGCACAAAUAAUCUGUGAGUAACUUCAAAAAAAAAAAAAUCCCAAGGGGUGCAUUCCUUAUCAGUGGAGGAGAAUAAUCAGCUUGUUUUGUUUGUCCUAGGCAAAUAAAAAAAGACAAUGUUGCCAGCAUUUGACAUUUAACUUGUUUUCUUUUCCACUGGAAGUAUUUGCUAUUAUUUUUCACUAAAUUAGGGCUCUAAAACACAGGUCACUUGUGGAAACAUUAGAAUCAGUGGAAAGAAAACUACUGGAAAGAAACAUUCUUCACCCACACAUAUACAAAUUAUAGGAAUGAGAGUAAAAUUUGAGCAUUUUUAUUUCCUGUGCUUUCCUAAAACAAAAACCCACUGUUAUCAAUUCUGGCUAGAUACAAUGUUAAUUCCUGUAACAAAAUAAAGAAGAAUGAUAAAAUGUAUGAAAUUAUGAGACUUCAAUGUCUUAACAAAACAAACCUCAUGGCAAACCACAAUUUCCAGAUGUCUUUCCCCAUAAGAAAAUUCUUUUCAUAACGCUUUAUUAUAUGUAGGUUCUUACUACAUCCCGUUCAUGAAAAUGGCCUCAUUUAUCACUCCCAAAAUAGUACAGAUAAACUAAUAAGCCAUUUAAAGCUCUCUGCUCUAUAAUUCUGUACCUUAGGUCAUACAACUCAAACUACCUUAUCGAGGAGAGCUUAAAAAAGAAUUUUGAACAAAAACAUCAUUAUCACAAACAUAUUACCUAAAUGGUAUUCCCAUCCAAAAAUAUCUCCUCUAAAAUAUGGGACUGCUUGAGUGUUCAUUUUAGACCUUACUAAGAGGGAAAUAUUCUAAAAGUAUCCAUUUCAAAUCUUACUAAAAAGGAAAAGAGAAAAUCCUUCCAAAGUUUCCAAAUUGCUUCAAGUUGGUCCAUUAUCAAAAUUUAUAUCCAUCUUGAUAAGUGAAAAAAUGUGUAAACCAGGUUUUUUAAACUAUAAUGAAAAAUAACUAAAUAACAAGUUAUUUCCCAUAGAUUUGCAUAUGCAAACAUACAUUUAAUAAUUAAAUAAAUCUCAUACCUCAAUCAAGAGAAAUUAUAUUCCAAAUAUUUCUUUGUUUAUUUUAUUAUUUUUAUAUUUUGGACAUACUGAGAUAUAAUAAUUUUAAAUUUCUCAGAAUUGUUCUGCUUAAGAAAUCUAUGUUGUAAAGCCUAAAGGUAAAAAUCUUAUGAAAAAUAACAAGUCUUAGCUACUUGGAAAAAAUGUCAUCACAGUUAUAUUUACUACAGUUCUACCAGACAAAGUUAUUUACAGCAUUUCUGGCUGCCUUGACCUUUCAUUUUAACAACAACAACAAAUCUAGUUCCAUUAGUCAUAAGAAGGAAAAUACAGUAUAUUAAAAUAGUAGUAAAUUUUACAUUCAUUUAUUCUGUAGUUCCUAGGGUCAAAUGACUUUACCAGGUCUUGCUUGAUCACAAUCCCAAAUGCUGAAGAAGCUAGUUUAUUCUUAGACUCAUCCUAUCCCCCUUCAUUUCUUACUGUUAAUAUUACAUGCCUCACAGAAUAUCACAUACACAAUUUAUUCAUCUAACUUUAGUGAGGACUUUGAACUUCCUAUCUUUUAGGAGUCUUUUUAGAGAAAGAUUUUUUUUUCUGUUAUAGCUAGAGAAUUAAUCUUCCUUAACAUAACAUCUCAUAAUAUCACAAUGUAACAUAACAUAAUCUAUACUUUUUAGUCUUUUAUCAAAUCAUAAUUCCUAAAACUUAUAAGGUAAAUUUUUAUCCCUUAAACAUUCAAGAAUACAUACCUUAAAAAUAGUAUAAUGAUAAUAUAUCAAUUAUCCCUCCAUGGUUAAGAUAAAGCACUCUGAAGCAAGUACAAAAUGCCUUGGCAUUUCUGAGAAAUCUUUUUUAUGAGUCCCUAAGUUCAUAAGUAUCUUGACAAUGUAUAAAUUACUAAAGUAUUACUAAAAUAUUUAGGUGGCACUUUAAGAACUCCAAGAAUUAUAUUAACUUCAAAUCUAAAGCAAUUUAUAAUAGACUCAAAUAAAUUCUACCUAAAAUUUCUCACAACAUUACAUUGCAUUACCAUAGUAAUUUUAACUAUAAAAAUUCUUGAACCAACCUUUUUAUUGCCAUACGAGUGCUACAAAAUAUGGAGACAAAAAUAAAUAAGGCAGCUGUUCCUGAGUAGUACAUGGGGAUUACUUACAAAACCUGUCACUUUAGCUGCACCCUAUACAGUUCCAAGUCUGGGCAAAAUUAUUCAUGAGCUCUUAACAUCACUUCUUUUUUUAAUUUUUUUAAUUUUUAAUUAUUACGGGUACAGAACAGUUGUAUGUAUUUACAGGACACAUGUGAUGUUUUGAUACAGGCAUAUAAUAGAUAACAAUCAAAUCAGGGUAAUUGGGGUAUCCAUCACCUCAAGCAUUUAUCAUUUCUUUGUGUUAGGAACAUUUCAAUUCCACUCGUUUAAUUAUUUUAAAGUAUGGCAUAACUCAUUCUUGACUGUAGUCAGCAAAAUUUCUAAAUCACGAAAACCAUUAUUAAAUAUUUAAAUACCCAAGUCCACUAUAUUCUGAUGAAUCAUGUGGUGACAUUAUAAGGAACAUAUAGACACCCAACAUUCACAGUAUUUAAAUGUACUUGAUUCCAAAAUUAUACCGAAACAAUUUAGUAAUCCACAAUAUACUUUAUUAUUUUUUUUCCAUGCCCACUCAGCAAAGAAUAGUAAUCCACAAUAUACUUUAGAAGCUUUGUCAUUGCAUAGCUAUUUUCAUUAUUGACAUCAUGUGCAUGACUAAAGGUCUGUCUAAUAAUGUUUCAUUUUGUUAGAGUUUUCCAUAAACUUUUUUUAAAAACAAAGAUGCCCUUGUUUCUUUUAUGGAAAUGCUUGAAUUUAUUCAGUAGUCAUUUUCCUGUCCAAAUUCAAUAUUUUAAUUAUUUCACUGUAUUCCUUUGUUUAAAUAUGUUCAAUUUUUAUUAUUUCUAAAAUCACUUUAGCUUAGAGUAAUUAAAACAUGUUUUUCCUUUAGGUAAGAAUAAGUAUGGCUAAAAAAGGGUGAAAUAAGAACUUAGUAAAAUUAAGCUGAGCACGUGAACAUAUUUGCCAGCAUGGAAUAAAGUUUGGGAAAAGUACAACUGAUUAUUAUUUAUAUAUGCAUCAGUCUGAAAUUCUCUACUGAUUUUAAUAAUGGCAGCUGACACGGCACAGCGCACAACCUUUCCUUGGCAGACACUUGAUAAUUACCUAUUCAAUGAAGAAAUAAAUAGAAGAAUCCUUGAGCUUCUGACUUGUCAUCCUAUGACCUAAUGAAAAGGAGGGAUUUAACAAUCUCAAUCUCUGAGAGCCCAUAUUUGUUUGUUUGUUUUUUAAGUCCCUGCCUCAUAUUACCUAAAGAAAGUAUAAGCCAUUGCGCUUUCAAAAAUUCAAAAUGUUACUCCUGUGCCCGCUUUUUUUCUAAUUUCCUAUUAGAAAUGAGUGGAUCAUGUUCCAUAUGUGAAAGAUCAAAUCCCUGGCUUGUGCUAUAGGCUAUGGGUCCCCUUUCCUCUAGCCUUCAGAAGUCAGUGUGAGAGCCCAUAUUUGGAUGCUUAUUUUGUUUUAUUUUCUGGAAUUUUCCUAGAGAGCCAGUUACACAGGAAUAAGUCCCCAUGUAAAGGAAAAAUUUCAUAACUGUCUUUUCCAAUAAGUUGAAAUGUGAAAGCCUAGAGCUAUACACAUCUUGAUAGUGAAAUAAAAGGGAAUGUGAUUUGACACAAAGAAAAAUAUCAAAAGACAGGGGUGAUUUAAAAAAAAAAGAGGUCUAUAAGAAAAAGUUAAAAAACAAAUGCAGAACUUAUUAAAGAGAACUAAACAACUGAACUAAAAAUUUUGAGGAGAGGUUGUGAUUUGGGGAAGGCAGUUGUUUUACCUUUUUAGAAUUUCGGAGUAUUACGGGGCUACAAAUGUUUUGGUUACAUGGGUUGCAAUUGUACUGCUUGGGUCAAAGUUAUAAGUG